AUGCCGCGGUACUGCGCUGCACAAGACUGCUUGAACAGCGUAUGUUACAGCGGCAGGCCUUCGCACAAGUUUCCGAGUGAGCCCACGUUGCGGAAGCUGUGGAUUCGCGCGGCCCGUCCUUCCCAGCCAACAUGGAAGCCCGCCAAAGGCGAUUGUCUUUGCACGGAGCACUUCGAAGACGAGGACUACAAGACGAGCCCGAAGUUACUGCAAAGUCUGGGCUUGCCUGUAAAACAGGCCUAUUUGAAGCCUGGCGUGGUGCCAUCGCUCUUCACGCGAAAACGCAAGCGAGAGCGGCACAGCGGCGCCGUGGAAAAACGGCGACGGAAAGAGAUAAUUGCUGAAUUGCUGGAGGCACCGGCACAAGCAAAGGCCACACUCAUCGCUGAAGAGGUCAGCACAUCGUCAACCCCUUCUGGUGACGACACUGAGCAAGGUCCUGACUCUGGACAUGAACCAAUGCAUGAUGCAAAUGCUGGCAUCGAAGAACCUUGUUCGAGCUCAGCCCCCUCCAUCAGUAAUGCCAAACAGGCUCAACCUGACCUUCGGAACGCUGCUACGCAGACCUCGGGCAUCUACAGAAAUCGAGCCAUACAAGUCACCUUGAAGACUUCAUCACGAAAGUCCCAAACGAAUCCUGUCCUCGUGACACCACGAUGCUCCUCACCAAAUCAUGUCCCCCAGGCUCCAUUAGAUUGGAUGUUGCCUGAAGGGCUGACUCUGUCGCCGCAGCCGCCAGUGCGCAGACAACCAGCUCCACCACCGGACCCACCACAGCUGCCAACAAUAAACAAUGAGCUGCCCAGUGCAGGCCAGGAAGAGUCUGUUGAAGAGUGUCCCACGGAGCUGCCAGAGCCACACGUGGAAGCAGACAGCCUAUACCUCCCCUCUGACGCUAGCUUCCUCAUGAUGAUGUCCGACACCGGCUUUCUGAGGGAUGCACAGCAGAACACUGCAUCUGACAGCGCACUCAGUCAGCAUGAGAGCAGCAAAAGCAUCGACUACGUCUCGGAACGAAAGUUUAUUGUUUUCGAGUCUUGUUUGGACGAGCUACUAGGUAAUUGUCCCGAGUGCACUGCACUGUGCCGCAUCACAGAGAAGAAGAUCAGAGGGACAUGUCUCCGGGUGCACAGAAUGUGCAACAAUGGCCACCAACACACCUGGACCAGCCAACCAUCAGUGAAUAGGAGGGCCCUGGGCGAUGUGCUCCUAGCUGCAGCAACGCUCUUCUCUGGGAGCAUCGUCAAAAAAGUGCUAAGGCUCCUCCACCAGAUGGGCGUGCCCUGUUUAUCGUACGAGACAUACUUUAAGAUUCAGGGUGCCUUCCUUCUACCAGCGAUCAGACAGGUGUGGAACAGGAAACAAAACGAGCUCUUCGAGCAAGCAAGUGGACGAGAACUGGUCCUCGCUGGUGAUGGGCGGUCAGACUCCCCCGGGCACUCAGCAAAAUAUGGAACGUACACCGUCGUCGACGUGUCAACGAAGAAGGUUCUCCAUGUGGAAACAGUGCAGUCCAACGAAACGAAGGGCAGCUGGGCAAUGGAGCUCGAGGGCCUGAAAAGGACUCUACUGAUUUGUGAAGCCAAUGGAUUGACUGUGGGAGGAAUCAUCACUGAUCGCCACUCCAUGAUCAAGUCAUUCCUUGCCAAGUGGUACCCCCAGAUUCGGCACAUGUUCGACUGCUGGCACGUUGCAAAAGGCAUCAAGAAACGCAUGGUCUCAGCUGGGAAACUCAAAUCCCUUGUGGGACUCCAAGACUGGGUGCAGGCAACUGUCAAGCACCUCUAUUGGUGUGCGGAAUCCAGCGAUGGAGCGCCAGAGGAGAUCCUUCCUAAGUGGACUUCCCUGGUGGGACACGUGGCUGACUUGCACGAACAUGCCGACCCCCUGUAUCCAAGGUGCCAGCACGGAGACCUGGGGAAGAAAAAGUGGCUUCCUGAGGGACUUCAGGCACACGACAAGCUAAAGAGCAUCGUGCUGUCAAAGCCACUGCUGAAGGACAUCCCGCAGCUCUCAACCUCAGCGCAAACCUACGCAACUGAGUGCUUUCACAGCACUGUGAACCAGUUCGCACCGAAGUCGACACACUUCGGCUACGAGAGCAUGCAGGCAAGAGUCUUUGUGGCAGCGCUGCAUUUCAACGAAAACAGCGACAGGCCACAGGCGACUACUAAGGAAGGCAAAAAAAGGUUCCUGGUCAAGCGGCCUAAACAAACAAAGAGGCCAAUUGCAUCUCCCAUGAAAGGGCCCUGCACAUACGCCUAUGUACAAGAGCUCAUGAAGGAAACCCUCGCCCUCAAUUGCCACUACCCGUCGUACCGAGCUGCACGAAAGGCCAACUGUGUCGAGGCUCCCCCAACUCUGUCCAGUGGAUAUGAACGCCCCAACAAGGACCUGCUCAUCUCUAACCACCGUUCCCGGUUCAACUGCUAAGCUGAAGCUGAAGGAACAUGUACUGUCAGGGAAAAAUCAAAUGCGAACAGAAGAGCGCGUGGCUUGCGGUACAAGCUGCGCCGCCUGGAAGCGAGCCUAGGGGCGAGGGUGCAUGGCCUACCCGAUGAGUUUACGCCCUUCGCUCGGCACUCCCCAAGCUUCGGCAGUGCGCCUCUUAGUGCACUGAAAGCUAUCACCACUAUCUUUGCUCACUCGGCGCAUGCGGCACAAGGAAGCUUGCUGCUUGUAGCAGCUAAAGCGCGCACUCUCUCGGAGCGAGCAAAGAUAGAGGUGGUAGCUUUCAGUGCACUAAGAGACGCACUGAUGAAGCUUAGGGAGCGCCAAGCGGAGAGCAUAAACAUAUCGGAGUAGGCCACGCACCUUCGCCCCUAGGCUCACUUCCAGGCAGCGCAACCUGUACCGCAAGCCACGCGCUCCUCUGUUUGCAUAUCAUUUUUCCCUGACAGUACAUUGUGCAGGAACUUGAAACAUUUAUUUACACUAUGCACAAGCAGCAAAGCAGUUCGAUCUGACGUGUCAAUCGCAUCUGUUCCGAGCACGAGCCCCCGGCCGCCAGCCCCUUGCCACGAGCUCCUUUUCAAAACGUCUGUGGCCCAUUUUCUCGUCUUAGGUCUCCGAUUGUUGGUACAGACUCCCCACCGAAUGGGUGUUACCCCAUUUUAAAUUUGUUAUCUCUAGUGGAUAGAGAAGUUGGUCUUUUCAGAAGACUGCCCCUGUCCGGGCGCACUAUACAUGCACAAAUCCUGCCGUCUCGCCCACAGAAAACCUUUUCAACUCUUCCUAUCUUCCGGAGUAAACGUGGGAGCUGUUCCUUCAGAAGGACGAGCCCGCCCACCUCCAGACGUGGCGAUUGCUGGCCUUUUGUUUCAAGGGCAGAUCGAAGUUCUCUCGGGUAGUCUGACCUCCCGUUACCCAGAGUCUGUUAAAGAAUGCUUUCCUUUGUUUCCAUAUUUCUCGGAGCAUCUCUGGAGACGACGCAAAGUCUUCUCUUUCAGCCACUGGAAGUGCUGUCAGUCGUCGUCCCCUGAAAAAGCUAGUCGGUGUGAGCGGCUGGCCUUCGUCAAGCUCAUUGUAAACGAAUGUUGGGGGACAAGAAUUUAGCAUCGCCUCAAUUUCGCAUAGGACUGUGGACAACUCUUCUGCUGCGUUCAUAGUUUUUCUCCCGAUCACUUUUCUUAGUCCCACCUUCACGUAUCAAACCAGUCGCUCGUAGAAUCCUCCCCACCAAGGAGCACGCUCAACAAUAAAACUCCCCUCGAUGGUUGCAUUGGCGAAGUGAUUCACCACUUCUGAGUGUCGUAGGAUCUUCCGAAGUUCUGCCAGGUCUCUGGAGGCUCGCUUGAAGGUUAGCGCAUUGUUUGAGUAGAUGAUGCGGCAAAGUCCCCUCCAUGACACAAACUUACGGGCAGCUACAAGAAAACUUCUUGUUGAAACGUCUGGUACGAGCUCCAAGUGAACCACCCGCGCCACUGGACAAGUGAACAGCGUGAUGUACGACGUCCUUUGCCUGUAUGUACAGCGGUCCUGCAAAAUCUACACCAACUACCUCGAAAGGUUCAGCCUGCGUCGUUCUCGUACGCAGCAGAGGUCCCGCUGGAGCACUGGAGCACUCGCCGGAAUAGCACUAAAUCGCUGGCACGUUACACACAGCGCAGCAUCUUCUUCACCAGCUCUCGUACCCCGAAGGAUCCAAUACCUCUCGCGGAGCUGGACUGGAGUGUGUCUUACUCCUGCGUGUAACACCAUCAUGUGAGCGUCGAUCAGAAGUACCGUGGAAUAUCGAUGCUCUUUCAGUAGUACGAUAGGGUUUCGUUCAUCGUAUGUCAUGUUGUUCGAUCGGAGUCGCCCUCUUAUGCGAAGCACUACCUCUUGGUUGAUGAAACUACUGAAGUCUCGAAGAGGAGAAGUGGAUGGGGUCUCGGUUCUGCUGGUCGCACGUCGAAGCUUGGCGGCAAACGCCGAUAUUAGCUUUUAGCCAAUAUGUCCGCGCUCCUUGGAUUUCCUCUGCAGUCAGAGGCCCCGAUUGUUUUCCCGUUGACCUAACGUUGUGAAGGAAUCGAAACAUCCACACUCUUGUUCUGUUGAGUUUUGAAGCCGAGCUGAAUGCGGUGACAUCAAGCAACGUUGCAGAUGGUGUUGAAAUGUCCAAUAUGUCAGCUCUCGGUCCCCUCUCCUCGAGCUUAUAUCGAGGUGGCUCCUCGCGCUUCUCCUUGGGCCAUUCUUUAGCUGGCAGCGGCAACCAACUGGUCCCCGAACAACAGAGUGGAGUGGAGACCAAUCCAAGGUGGUCAGACCUCGUGACAUGAGGUCGGCGGGGUUCUCCUUUCCCGGCAGGUGGUGCCAUGUCACACAUUGCAGUUCUUCUGUGGCAUUCCAGCAACCUUGUCAUUUGCCAACCUGAUGUCUGCCCUCUAUGGAAGGCCGACUUCGCACCUCCCAUUGGUCUUGGCGAUCAUAGUUUCGGAGUCUCGCAUGACAUCGUUGUCCAAAGGAUCGUCCACCGAUGCGUCGAUGACACCCAUCCUCUGAAGUUCCCAGAAUUGCUUGAGGCUUGGCAUGGGUUCGGGCUCUUGGACCGCCGUUCUCCGCAUGACCACCCUGGAGCAACUAAUAACCGGGGAGUUUGACCCUUUUCGUCCCUGAACCGCCCAUCCGAAUACGGGCUGCACUGCAGUCAAGCUUCCUCUGUCGGUGAAUCUUUCCAAUGAUGUACUCCCAGUAGUGAUCCGGGCCAAGCAGGAUAUCGAUGCCCCGAUGUUCCAGUCCGGUCAUGGCAUCUCCUACUAAGCAACCGAGCUCCUUUAAUGUCGCGACGAUGGAUUAAUCUGGGCUCGGGAGAUUUUGUUCGCAGAUGGUAGGUGUUUCUAGCAUGUCGAUUUCAUAUUUUUUGUAGUACCGUUGGUCCCGCAAAGUAAGCUGCACCCUGCGAAACAUACGUUCGGUGCUUUCGCCUCUGAACAUGCCGAACGUGAGGAUCUCCAUCCCGAGUUGUUUGCAACCGAGUCUCUGGGACAGCUCCUCCGUAAUGAAGGAACGUUGACUGCUGCUGUCAAAAAGAAUUCGGGAUAGUCUUCUUUUGUUUUUGUUCUCGGCCCAUGCGGUCACCGUCUGCAAGAACACUGCUGGCUUGCAGUUCUUUCCAUUGAUCUGAAGACUGACCGGUGUUUUAUCUUCGCUUUCUGUUUUAUUCACCGCGAAAAGUCGUUCCAGUACGUAAUCCGGGUCACACAUAGUAGGCGCAUGCCAUCCUUGACACCUGGUGCAACACGGCGUGCUUCGGCACAUCCUCGCCGUGUGGUUUGCUUUUGUGCAACGAAAGCAUCUGUUGCCAGCCUGUAAUCUUUGUUUUUUUUUUCUCAGUGAGCUCAAUAUUGGCGUUGCAGUCAGGUGUGGCGUGUUCUUCGGAUUUGCAGAACUAACACUCUAAGCCUUCAGUCUUGCCAUACAAGGCCGCUGCGGUAGAGUUUCGAAGGUUCGUGUAGUUUGAAAGUUUCUUCGGCAGUUCUUGUUUAGGGAAACGAAUUGCAGGCUUACCGCCAAAGUCGUCCUCUUGUUCCUCUGACGUCCUUUCCCAGCUCUCGACUUCAACUCGAAUAAAUUUGAGUAGAGUCUGUAGAGCUCUUAGAUGAACAUUCUCUGUUGGAGACUCGGGACUGGUGCCCGUCACUGCGGUGGCGUUCUUGGUGUCCUCCAACGACAUCUUCCGGUUGUAAUCCAGGGACAUGUCCUUCGGUAGUGCUUGCAGUAGGAGCGAGUAGAGCAUGGCGCAGUAGGAUUCCUCGCCCACACCCAGUGCUCCAAGUCCCCAGAUGUGCGCCUGAAGACUGUCGUACAAACGACGCAGGGUUCGGGCAUUGCCCUGAAGUGGUACCUUCUGGAUGUCCAUCAGACUUUUUAUGUGGUUGUGUACCAGAGUCUCUUGCUUGCCGAACCGCUGCUGUUGAAGGUCGAUCGCGUCCGCAUAGCAUUGAGCGGUUGGCUGUAGUUUCGGAUGGCAGCUGAUCCAUCUCCGGUAAGCGCUGAUCUCAGGUAAUUGAACUUUUCCGAUGGAGUCAGUUCCGGAUUCUCGUGGAUUGUGGUUUCACUCCCAGAAUGCUUGCCAAUUCUUCCGGUUGCCGCUGAACUUGAUAAAUUCUAAUUUUGGAAGCUUGACUUUCUACGGCUGUUGCUCUCCAAUCGUUCGAGGGACCACUUGCUCGUUGGCUGUUCUCCACGCCCUUCGCCUUCUUUCUGAGCUUCGUGAGGCAUGUGACAAUCUUGUCAGUAUAAUCUAUGAUUUGUGUGAACUCCAUUUUCACGUCUCUUUCGGUAAUCAAAGGCUCGAUCGCGGCAUCUACGUGGCCGAGUUGAUCCCGAGAGAGGCUUAUGCACUCAAUCAAAAUCUCUAGGUCAUCGAUGACUGCUGGAGUCAGCUGAAAUAAUUCUUUUGCCUCGCUGAGGAGUUUAGUUACUUGUGUUUGCAGAGUCUUCCGUUUCUUCUUGAGGAUGUCCAUGAUCUUUCAGUCUUGUCUCGAUGGAACGUUGCUUCUGUCGUUCGAUAGGUAUUGCUUCGGUCUACCAGAUUCCCUUCGUCGAAUUGUUACGUAGCGGGUUUCCGCACAAAAUGCAUGAACUUCUGGUGGUCAUUGUUGGUUACGUUGAUGCAAACAUUUAUUUACACUAUGCACAAGCAACAAAGCAGUUCGAUCUGACGUGUCAAUCUCAUGUGUUCCGAGCACAAGCCCUGGGCCAUGCGCUCCCAGGCCACUAGCUCCUUGCCAUGAGCUCCUUUUCAAAACGUCUCUGGCCCAUUUCCUCGUCUCCAGUGUGUGAUCGUUGUUACACAUUGUUUGUAAAGUAAAAAAUUGGUUAGUUUGCAAUAAACAGUGAGUUUCUUAUAUGUCAAAUAUUGAUCUCUUCAUUCUAACAUUAAUUAUGUACUGCUCGUGCAAGCUGUUGCUCCCAAGUGCUUGGUAGGAAAAGAUACAUAUUUAGGAGGUUUGAAGGUAGAUAGCAUGCAAACUUACUCAGCACU
This is a messenger RNA of Ixodes scapularis (black-legged tick), 7468 nucleotides long. RefSeq lists its product as uncharacterized. The record is from RefSeq and is a predicted model, not a curated record. Bases 1 to 2433 code for a protein of 810 amino acids. NCBI's taxonomy places the organism in Eukaryota, Metazoa, Arthropoda, Arachnida, Ixodida, Ixodidae. The transcript has 12 exons.